UUGACCGAAACUGUCGCCAUAGUCGGGACCACCACCUGGGGCACCACCCUGGGCGCUAUCCUCGCGCGCAAUGACGUCCCCACGACGAUUCUGGCGAGGACUGCGGCAGAAGCGGACCUCCUCAAUUCCCAUCGCGAAAAUCGCCGUUUCCUGCCUGGCAUAUCCUUCCCCAAAACACUGACCGUGAGCAGUGAACCGUCACAGGUGGUGGGAGACGCAGACCUGGUGAUCCUGGUCGUUCCUUCCGAGCAUUUCCGCCAGAACGUCCGCUGGAUUGCCAGCGCCCUCUCUCCCGAUGCUACCGUGGUCAGCGCCUCCAAGGGCCUCGAGUUGCCUGACGCCAACCGGAUGAGCCAAAUCCUGGAAGAGGAACUCCCGCCAUCGAUGCACGAAGGCAUCUGUGUCAUUUCCGGUCCCAACCUGGCCCGGGAGAUUGCCGAAGAGAAACCAGCCGCCACGGUGGUCGCCGGCAGGAACGAUGACCGGACCGCCCUGGUUCAGGAACUGCUGAUGUCACCCACCUUCCGGGUGUACACCAGCGACGACGUGAUUGGCGUGGAACUGGGCGGCACCCUCAAAAACAUUAUUGCCCUGGGCGCCGGUAUCGCCGACGGCCUGGCCAUGGGGCAAAAAAGCAAACGUCUACCCUGA
This is a messenger RNA of Geodia barretti, 651 nucleotides long. The record is from the annotation of a GenBank genome assembly. Lineage: Eukaryota; Metazoa; Porifera; Demospongiae; Tetractinellida; Geodiidae.